UGAGCGUAACCUCUAUUGACCGUCUCAUUUAGAGCCUUGCUGAUCGCCGAAGACUGCUAUGGCGUCCCCCAAUCCAACCGUGCAGUUCACAGGAACUUUCCGCUUCUUCGAUCUGCCGCGCGAACUCCGAGACAUGAUCUACCACGAGGUGUGGCCCACGACCCCGGAACUCUAUCAACAUGUCAUAGACAAAAGCCAACGACACCUUGGCUGUCAGGGAUGUAGGCAAGGUCUCUUUGCAGCGUAUCAGCCUAGGACACCGAGAGAUCCAUGUCGGAACGAGUACGCGCUUCCGUCUUGGUUGCAAGCCAGCAAAGCUUUUCUUGAAGAAGCGAUGGAUCAGUACUACCGAAAAUGCCAAUGGAUGGCGAAGGUUCCCGGAGGCCACAUAACUACAACCUUUCAUUUCGGUAAUCAGCAAGUGACCGCUCAAACUUCAGUAGAUAUAGUCUACAAUCUGCGCAGACUCCAGAAGAACCGAAAAACGACCCGCUGUCUUUCAGAACAUCCCUCUCAAGCAAGCAUAGAGGUGAAGAAUAUAUGGCCAAUUAACUCGACUUUGCUGAAGAGGAUGGAAAACGGUCUCCGCCAACUUGAUGGCUGUAAGAGCUUGCUGAUCAUGUUUGGCGUCGCAUUGAAGCACAUCAACAGCGAAGUCACCGUGGAUCUGUCUGCCUUCGAAACUACUGGGCUGGAGUUGGACAAGCUCGUAGUGGACGUACACCAAUCUUGUGCGGUCGCAUUUGCGGAGCGCGCGGAUAUGCUCUACUCUCUCCUGCAAUUAGAAAUCGAACGGCUAGGAACGGUCUUAGUUGGCCCGGGAAGUCGGCUGACAUGCGCCAAAAAUCGUCCGCUAAGUACGCACUGGAAUUUUGAGGUUUUAGGACUUGGCCUAGACGGACGCUGCAACAGACUGAUGUAGUGGGAUAUCGCCGUCGUCCGCAGUGCAGAGAAGAUAUCCCCACUGGAACCUCUGACUUUGCCUCCAAGACUUCUCCUCAACACUGCUGAGACGAGGAGCCAGAUCCGCACACGCGACUUGACGUGCUUCAGCUCAGGCCAGAGAAGGAAUCAGAUGCAUUCUCCGUAUGGCUUGUGAUGUGGCGAGGAACAAUCAUGUGUGGUUGGAAAAGCUCCAGAGCCUCUCCAUGAGGUUGUGUAAGAUUCAGAAGAUCGAUUAGGUGGAACACGCAUGGAAAUGUCAGCCUGAGUUGGGGUGGCACAUCGUACAUAUUCAUCAACCGGUGUUCCAAAAGCUAGAGCAAUACUGAAUUGACCUC
Messenger RNA from Dothidotthia symphoricarpi CBS 119687, 1280 nucleotides. RefSeq lists its product as uncharacterized. The transcript has a single exon. The coding region runs from base 59 to 922 and encodes 287 amino acids. The record is from RefSeq and is a predicted model, not a curated record. Lineage: Eukaryota; Fungi; Ascomycota; Dothideomycetes; Pleosporales; Dothidotthiaceae.